CCUCUUUCUCCCUAUUGGCUGGACGUCAUCUGCGUUGCCUGCGUCCGUCCCUUUCUGUUCUCCCCCUCGCCCCCGGCGCACGUCUCUUCCGUUCCGGCGGCGUCGUUUCGCUUGCGGCCUGCUUUGGUUGUUCAAGUAAUGAAGAGUCCAUCUAAUAAGCUGAAAGACCUGUUUAUAGAUAUCUAAGGAUUCUCAGCAACUCCACUUUGAUUGACUUUAAUCAUACGGCAGAACACAGUCAAAAGUGGUGUACCAAGUGGGGGCUUUUAAUCCGACUGAAGCAAAAUGAAUGAGCAUCCGAAGAAGAGGAAAAGGAAAACUCUACAUCCUUCGCGUUAUUCAGAUUCUUCUGGGGCCCCAAAAUACAUAGACAAUAGUGGCAUAUUUUCUGACCAUUGUUACAGUGUGUGUUCCAUGAAACAGCUUUCUGAUAAUCGAGGGAGGUUUCAUUAUACGGUGCAUUCCCCAGAUACUGAUGAGGAUGGGAGCCCAGUGUAUGCCCCCUGGAGUGGGACCCAGAAUAAUGUAAUGGGGUCAUCCUUCAUGGAUCCUAAAAAGAAAGAUAAACCCUCCAACAAUGGAAUUUUUAAAGAAAGGUGUGACUCGCCUCUAUUCAGCGACAGUUUAACUGAAGAGGAGAAACCACUGGACAUUCAAACAGUAGAAAUUUCCACCACAGAAGUCCAGGCUGUGGAGGUUCAUGACAUAGAAACACAGACCAUUUCUCCAGAGAAGCUGGAAGCAGAGGAAGCUGUGGAAAUCUCAGUAGAAAGCUGCAAAGUACAUGACAAGAAUCCCCCUUUGAACAUCACCAUUCAGCCAAAAUGGCCUUUGUUGAGGGCCAACAGCAGUGGUUUGUACAAAUGCGACCGAUGCACAUUCAACAGCAAGUACUUCUCGGAUCUAAAGCAGCACAUUGUUCUGAAACACAAGACGUGUUCAGAGGGCAACAUCUGCCAAGUGUGCAAGGAGAGCUUCUCCUCCAAAAAGGUGCUUAUCGAACACUUAAAAGUUCACGAGGAAGACCCUUACAUUUGCAAAUACUGUGACUACAAAACAGUGAUGUUUGAAAACCUGAGCCAACACAUUGCGGACACUCACUUCAGCGACCACCUCUACUGGUGUGAGCAAUGCGAUGUCCAGUUCUCCUCCAGCAGCGAGCUGUACCUUCAUUUCCAGGAGCACAGCUGCGAUGAGCAGUACCUCUGCCAGUUCUGUGAGCACGAAACCAGUGACCCGGAGGACUUGCACAGCCACGUAGUGAAUGAGCAUGCGGGGCGGCUGAUCGAGCUGAGCGACAGCUACCAUAGCCGGCAGCAGCAAGGGCAGUACAGCCUGGUCAACAAGAUCAGCUUCGACAAAUGCAAGAACUUCUUUGUGUGCCAGGUCUGCGGCUUCCGUAGCAGACUUCACACCAAUGUCAACCGCCACGUAGCGAUUGAGCACACCAAAAUAUUCCCCCACGUGUGCGAUGACUGCGGGAAGGGCUUUUCCGGCAUGCUGGAAUACUGCAAACAUUUGAACACUCACAUGUCUGAAGGUAUUUAUUUGUGUCAGUAUUGUGAGUAUUCUACAGGGCAGAUUGGGGACCUCAAAAUUCACCUGGACUUCCGACAUUCAGCUGAGCUGCCUCAUAAGUGCACCGAAUGCUUGAUGAGGUUUGGCAGUGAAAAAGACCUUUUAAGUCACCUUCAGGUGCAUGAAAAUGCUUGAUUGUUAUAGUAGUAUGUUUUUUUCCUUCAAGUAAUUCAGAAUAUUAGAACUUGUGAUGUAAUUUCCACAUGUGUUAUCCUAAAGUCAAACUGCAAAUGAAUUUUACCUUAUAUCACUGGGAGACAGUCACUUUAGGUAAAUCCACAUUUAUGUUGUUAUACUUGUGUUUAAUAAUAAAAUUGAAAUCAUUGCAUUCAUAGUAUUGUGAUAUCAUGGGGUUAAUGUAAAGUGAUAGAUCUAAAACACCCACAUGUGCACAGACACAUAGCUUCCUUGAAAUUUUCAGGCCAUUCAAAGAUUAUUCAAGCUGUAUCUGAGACCUUAAGCUCAACAGAUUGUUUUAUCUCUACAAAUUUUGGAUUCAUGGAUCAGGUUUUCUGCAGAUAAAAGCUAAUUGCUUCAGCAGAAACUAUGUGUUUUUGCUGUAUGUCAAUCUAUUAUUGUGAUGUGGAUUUCUGAAAGCAACCUAUUGUAAUGUGCUUUUGUUACCUAUGAAGGGAAAUAAAAUGUCCUCCAAAAGGUGUACAUUUGUACAUCUGUUGUUACUAAUACACAGUCCCCAAAUUACAGACAAGAUAGGUUCUGUAGGUUUGUGAUUUUGGAUAGCAUAGAGAUGGGUUAAAGCCCCUAUAAUAAGGGUUUGGGUUUGGGGGGGGUGGGUUCUUUUUUUGUUACCUAUGUCCCUGUUCAGAAGAUUUUACCUCCCUGUGAGAAUUGGAGUUGGAAAAAAGUUGGCUUGUGGAAACAAGGAUUGGUGAUAAAGCCUCAGAGGAGACACCUUUUCCCCCUGAUAACUCUUCCAGGGGUGAAUUUCCCCUCCUUGAGGUAGAUUUCUCUCACUUCCUGUUGUCUCACACCCACUCAACUAUGACUUGUUUGUAAGUCAGUUGUUUGUAAAUCAGGGACUGCUUGUAAGCAAAAAUGGGAAGAUGACAGAGGUCAUCUUGAUUUUCAAAGUGCAUCAAAGUAUUGUAUCUUUUUAAAUACCACAUUAGUCAAUUUCCAUGCUAAAAUUUAUAUUCAUGUAUUACAAAAAAUUGUAUGAAAUCUUUUGAACUUUUCAUCAGUGGCUAGAUCAGAAACACAGGGAAAAAGAAAAGCUAGUAUUCAACCCACCUAUUUCUGAUUACAGUAAGAUGGAAAGGGAGGGGGAGCAAUAUUCCAGUCAAGCUCUGCAGGGUCAAUUCAAAGUUCAAGGUUUUAAUUGGGUAAUUUUGGGUAACUUUGAAGAUGUGGCAAAAAUCCAGGUCUUGCUACACGGUCAUUUGUAUGUAGCAGCUUUAAACUUCAGGGGUGAUAUCUAAAUUUCAGCCAGAAAGCUUGGGAAAUUUGUAGACUUUCAGCUAAUGCAGUUUGAGAAUUAACAGGAAGCUGUGCCCUCAUCACUGAACCUAUGUAAUGUCAGUUUGAUAAACAAAUUCUUUUUAAAAUCUGGUUUAAUCGCUCUCCUGUUUCAUAUUUGCCUCUCUAGUGAGUGUCAUCCAUCUCUGAAGUCAGGUUGCAUUAAGGAGUUCAAGACAAACAUUCCUUUCUGAGCAAAGGAUAUCACUGGUGUGGCUAAAACACUUCAAAUUGCAAAAAUGCCAAAUUAUGAUGUUUGGGAAAAGCUUUUAGAAAGGAGUGCAGCUGGACAGAUGGUGUUGGACUGUCAAUCCCAGUAUCCCUCAAAACUGCUAGCAAGGAUUGGUGGGACAGUCGAACAUCUAGAUAGCUUCAUGACUCAUACCCACAUUCAGAAUCUAAAAGAACCACUGCAUCUCAACCAUUAGUAAAAGUUUAUUUGUAAUUGCUGUCACUAGAGAAAACGAAAACAUUUGUUAAUAGUUUACUAUCAAGUUGUGACAUUGAGAACAUGUUGAUUUUAUACUUAUGAAACCAAUGAAGCCUACAACUGCCUGCAUUUCCAUUUUAUUUAAGCUUCAAGUGUAGUAUAGAAAAAUGAGUGAAAUAUUACCUGUAUGUUUUCUAGAAGUGUGCUUCACUAUGUAAGAGACAUUUUACUCCGAGGAGGAUGUACAUAGAAUUGCUGUCUGAAGUAAUGUUCGAUUACACAAAUUAUUUUGUCUGAAUAGACAUUGAACCCAAAGCUUUCAAAAAUGUUUAGGGUGGCAUUUAGUCUUGAGUGCAAAGACAAACAUGUAAUGUUUUGUAAUGAAACAUGGGGUAGACUUGUGAAUAAGACCUGAAAUGGAAAAUAAAAAUGCACAUUUAUGUCGUCAUUACACUUUUGAUCUGUGGGUCAAAAUACUUUAUUUAAAAAUUAUUUGUUUAAAUAAGUGUUAAUAAAAAAGAACAAACCA
Molecule: messenger RNA, 4013 nt
Organism: Anolis carolinensis (green anole)
Lineage: Eukaryota; Metazoa; Chordata; Lepidosauria; Squamata; Anolidae
Gene: znf639
Product: zinc finger protein 639
Exons: 6
Coding region: 286-1713 (475 amino acids)
Biological process (GO): regulation of transcription by RNA polymerase II
Molecular function (GO): DNA-binding transcription factor activity, RNA polymerase II-specific; RNA polymerase II transcription regulatory region sequence-specific DNA binding
Source: RefSeq, a predicted model, not a curated record